AUGAUGGAAUAUCCCCCGCAGUAUCAACAGCCUCAUGGCCAGCAUCCUCAUGCCUCGUCUCACAUCACUGCUCCCUACCAGACGGCUCCUCAAAAUGCAGGGUCAACAGUGGGGUCGAUGACUUCACCCACCAACCCCCAAGCACACAUGCAACAAGCUCAUCCUACACAUCAGGCGUCCCCCAUCGUCCCAUCACAGUCCCAUUAUCAACCGGCUCAAAAUGCGCCGGGCUCUGUACACCAGCAAAUGAAUUUCCCCCAGUCGUAUGGGGUCACCACGGCGAUGCCACAAACAUAUGGUAUCUCGCCCACCCAGGCGGCCGCCAUGGCCACCGCCGCAGCGUCGGGCCAAUUUUACCCUCUUCAUCAAGACUCUAUGGCUGGUCAGAUGGCCCCGGGCCCCCGUGGAUCACCACGUAUGGCCGGGGUGCAAGUGAAGAGCGACCGCAACCCUCGUUCCCCGCCACAGAUUCCUGGUCAGAUGCCCUCAAUGGGGUCUCAGGUCCAAAUGUCUCAGAACGCCCAAAUGCAGCAACGUCGCAUGAGCCAUGUUAGCAGCCCCCAUGUCCAGAAUGCCCAGCCAGUCCUGAACCAUGUUGUUCGGCCUUCGGUGCCUCCAUCCAUGCCGCCUCCACCUCAACCACCUGUUCAGCAGAGUCAACACUCUCCUGAUAUGGUGGCUGGUGCCGCGGAAGAGUCGCCCUUAUACGUCAAUGCGAAGCAAUUCCACCGCAUUCUGAAACGACGAGUGGCUCGCCAAAAACUCGAAGAGCAAUUGCGACUCACGUCUAAGGGCCGUAAACCGUAUCUCCAUGAAUCACGCCAUAAUCAUGCCAUGCGCCGCCCUAGGGGUCCUGGCGGGCGAUUUUUGACGGCUGACGAAGUGGCUGCUAUGGAGAAGAAGCAGGGAACCUCUGUGACCACUGGGCAUGAGAUGACUGAUAACAGUGCGAUGAAGCCGACUGGAGACAAUCCUCCGUCCGCACAUAAACGGAAAUCAAGUGAUGUUAACGAUGACACUAUCAACUCGUCUAAGAAGACGAAGACCAGUGCGCCGAAAACAAGCACUAGCGCGGACGAGAGUGAAAAUGAAUCUGCUGAGCUGUCUGAUGAGGACGGUUGA
Molecule: messenger RNA, 1122 nt
Organism: Aspergillus sclerotioniger CBS 115572
Lineage: Eukaryota; Fungi; Ascomycota; Eurotiomycetes; Eurotiales; Aspergillaceae
Gene: hapB
Product: transcription activator HAP2
Exons: 1
Coding region: 1-1122 (373 amino acids)
Biological process (GO): regulation of transcription by RNA polymerase II
Cellular component (GO): CCAAT-binding factor complex
Molecular function (GO): DNA-binding transcription factor activity, RNA polymerase II-specific; RNA polymerase II cis-regulatory region sequence-specific DNA binding
Source: RefSeq, a predicted model, not a curated record